Rotaria sordida is the source of this 1215-nucleotide messenger RNA. NCBI's taxonomy places the organism in Eukaryota, Metazoa, Rotifera, Eurotatoria, Philodinida, Philodinidae. The record is from the annotation of a GenBank genome assembly.
AUGCCAUUCAAAACUUAUUUAAUAAAUAAAACAAACAAUCGAAAAUUUCGACUUGAUGGUGUUUUACGAUCGAGACGUUUGCCAGCUAAACAUAAAUUAUGUCAAAAAUUUCGUCAAUAUAUGGUCUUAAGAACUGAUCAACUUCCACCAAAAGUUGAUCUUCGACCAGAUAUGACACCUAUUGAAGAUCAAUCACAAAUUGGAAGCUGUACUGCUAACUGUCUUGCUGGAGCUUAUGAAUAUUUAACAAAGAAAUCAAAUGGUAUGAAUAUAGAUGUUAGUCGUUUGUUUAUUUAUUAUAAUGCACGAAUUAAAGGAAAUUAUUCAGAAUCAAUAGAAGAUUCUGGUUGUUCAAUGACAGAUGCUAUUGAAGCAUUAGAAGAAUUAGGUACAUGUCUUGAAUCAAUUUGGCCAUAUGAUAUAUCAAAUGUAAAUACACGUCCUAGUGAUCAAGCAUUUCAAAAAGCAAAAAAUCAUACAAUAAAUGAAGCACUACAAAUUGAUAUUGACUUAAAUGAAAUGAAAUCAUGUCUUGCACAAGGUUUUCCAUUUGGAUUUGGUAUUCAAUUAUUUAGUUCAUUUGAUAAUGCAAGUAAAACAGGAGUUGUACCAAUGCCAGAUCCAUCAGAUAGUAGUCGAGAAGCACAUGGAAGUCAUGCAAUGUUGGCUGUUGGUUAUAGUGAUCAAUCAAAAGCAUUUAUUGUUCGAAAUUCAUGGGGAGAAGAUUGGGGUGAUAAAGGAUAUUGUUAUAUUCCAUAUGAGUAUAUGACUAAUCCAGAUUUUUGUUUCGAUGCAUGGACGAUUCGAAAAUUGAUGAAUGAUGAUUUUGGUCAAGAAAAUUGGUGUUUUGAUGAUUCUUAUAAUUAUUGUGAUGAUAAUCAUAAUAAUUAUUCUGAUGAUACGAAUGAUAGUGAUCAUGUUAUUGAAAAAUUAGAUGAAAAUAAUGAUACUGAAGGCUAUAAUAGCAAUCAAGAUCUUUGGUGGAAUGGUAAUAAUCAUGGAGAUGAUAAUUAUGAUUUUUCCUAUCAAUAUCAAACUGAUGAAACGAAUGAUUAUUUAAUAAAUGAUACAAAUUAUUAUGAUGAUAGAAGUCAAAAUAAUCAAGAUAGUUAUGUAAACGAGGAUUGGAAUUCAGAUACAAAUUAUUCAUAUCCACAAAACAAUCAAUAUCGUAGUGAAAGAAAUUAUUAUGACGAUUUUUCCGAUUUUAAUUAG